Molecule: messenger RNA, 876 nt
Organism: Sturnus vulgaris (Common starling)
Lineage: Eukaryota; Metazoa; Chordata; Aves; Passeriformes; Sturnidae
Gene: PHB1
Product: prohibitin 1
Biological process (GO): mitochondrion organization
Cellular component (GO): mitochondrion; membrane
Source: RefSeq, a predicted model, not a curated record
GAGGGUUUUGGAGCGGGGGCUGCGGCUGGAGCUGUGAGAUGGCUGCCAAGGUGUUCGAGAGCAUCGGGAAGCUCGGCCUGGGCUUGGCGGUGGCCGGUGGAGUUGUCAACUCCGCUCUUUACAACGUGGACGCAGGGCACAGAGCUGUGAUCUUUGACCGCUUCAGAGGGGUGCAGGACGUGGUGGUGGGAGAAGGGACCCAUUUCCUGAUCCCCUGGGUGCAGAAACCCAUCAUCUUCGACUGCCGCUCGCGGCCCCGCAACGUCCCCGUCAUCACCGGCAGCAAAGACCUGCAGAACGUCAACAUCACUCUGCGGAUCCUGUUCCGGCCCGUGACGGCGCAGCUGCCGCGCAUCUUCACCAGCAUCGGCGAGGACUACGACGAGCGUGUGCUGCCCUCCAUCACCACCGAGAUCCUCAAGUCCGUGGUGGCGCGCUUUGACGCGGGUGAGCUGAUCACGCAGCGGGAGUUGGUGUCCAGGCAGGUCAGCGAGGACCUGACCGAGCGAGCGGCCACCUUCGGGCUCAUCCUGGACGACGUGUCCCUGACCCACCUGACCUUCGGCAAGGAGUUCACAGAGGCCGUGGAGAUGAAGCAGGUGGCACAGCAGGAGGCAGAGCGGGCCAGGUUCAUCGUGGAGAAGGCGGAGCAGCAGAAGAAGGCGGCUGUGAUCUCGGCAGAGGGCGACUCCAAGGCUGCCGAGCUCAUCGCCAACUCGCUGGCCACGGCUGGGGACGGGCUGAUCGAGCUGCGCAAGCUGGAGGCGGCCGAGGACAUCGCGUACCAGCUGAGCCGCUCCCGCAACAUCACCUACCUGCCCUCGGGCCAGUCCGUGCUGCUGCAGCUGCCCCAGUGAGCCCCAGAGACCCCCAGAG